Paramecium tetraurelia is the source of this 8253-nucleotide messenger RNA. RefSeq lists its product as uncharacterized. The record is from RefSeq and is a predicted model, not a curated record. Lineage: Eukaryota; Ciliophora; Oligohymenophorea; Peniculida; Parameciidae. The transcript is spliced from 7 exons.
AUGUCAAAUAAAGGUUAAUUCAAUUAUUUUGAAAAUGCAUGUGUGGAAACAAAGAGUACUGAUUUAGGAUGCAAUUCUAAUUUGAAUAAAAAUGCUUGUUUGCAAUAGUAAAGAAAUAUAGACGGUAAUGAAGUCAGAUGUUUUUUUAGGAAAAGGUGCACUAAUGCAAAUUAAUUUCAUUUAAAGAAAUUAAAUUGUGACUCAAACUUUUCGAUUUAUGCUUGUGUUAAUCUAUCUGGAAAAAAGUGUAUUUGGACAAAUAACACUUGUGUUUCUUACAAUAGUGAGAUUUAAAACGGAGAAAACUGCGAAACCAUCUUCUAGGUGCCAGUCACUCCCAAUUUAUGUGCUUAGAUUCAAAAUCUAUAAUGUAGAUAUUAGAGAAUAAGCGAUAGGUUACAAUAACGGUUUUUAAAAUGGAUAUUUCUGUUAGUCAGUAUAAGAAUUACAACUUCAAAAGUUCACAUGCAACACGCUAGGACUAAAUAAAGAUGCUUGUGUUGCGAUAUAAACUGCAGGAUAAAGAUGUAAGAAAAAAAGAAUUAUAUUUUAGGCAUUUUUAUAAAUAACAUAUGUCGAAACUUCCAGACAGAAGAUGAAUUAAGCUGUUUAAGUUAUUUAAACAAGGAAGCAUGUCUGAGUAUUUCAAAUCCAGCAUUACAAUGUGUUUGGAAUAAUAAGGGCUGUUAAAAUUACUCUGUUUUAAGUGAGGAUAGUUGUGAAAUGUUAAAAAACGUAAACCCCAGUGUUUGCAGAGCUAUGCCCAUAUUUUGUUAUUAUGAUGAAAUAAAUCAUUAGUGUUUAUCUCCAAACCCAAAUUUGAAGCAAACUUGCACAACUAAAGGUCUAAAUGAAAUUGGCUGCUUAAAUUAUUAUUUAGGUAUAUAUAUUAGCGCAGAAGGAUGCCAGGAAUUAAGAGAUGAUCAGUUAAAUAAGAUAAGUUGCACUGAUUCUAUAAAUGAAGAAGCUUGUAUUAAUGUUAGUACUCCAUUUCAAUAUUGUUAAUGGAAUGGGGAAAAAUGUCUAAGAAUUCCUUUGAAUUAAGAUUUAGACUGCCCAUUGCCAUCAGAGAAUGGAAAGUACUAUUAAGUAAAUGGAAAUGUGUGUUAAGCAAUAUCAAAAUAGAAUAUAGGAUGUAAAUAUAAUCUAACCACUAAACUCUGCGAGAGAAGUACUGGAUAAGAGAUCUGUACAACUCCUUAUCUCAAUUUGUCAGCCUGUGUUUAGAUUUCUUAAGCUAUGACUUGUAGUUGGAGGGAAGAAAUUAGCAAAUGUGAGUUAGUGAAUGUGAUAGAUUAAGUCACAAAAUGCACUGAUUUGAAAUACUCCAAUCCACUGGCAUGCUCUUAGAUUUCCGAAUUUGUAAGUAACAAGGCUAUAGGUUGUUAUUUUGACAGCACGACCCAAUAAUGUGAUGUUUUAGAUAACGAUAACCUUGCCCAGAUGGAGUGCUUGCAAUUAGGAUUAAACAAAUAUGGAUGCACUAUGAUUACAAAGGUUGGAUAGAGAUGUAGGUGGUUCCGAGGGUAAUGUACAAGCAUCAGAAGCAAGGAGUAAAUUGCUUAAGUUUCAUGCAUUGAACUCAAAUAUGUUAACCCUGGAACUUGUAGUUUGGUCACUUUCAAUAAAGAGGUUUGUAAAUACAGUAGUGAUGGCUAUGGGUGUGUGAACAGUAUUAAUUCUAGUGACACUGGAGAUUAUUGUAAUACUUUGGGUUUGAACUCUUUUGCUUGUUCUUAGAUUACGAGAAACCUCGAAGGAUGUUAUUUUGAUAAAGUCAAUAAUGUCUGCGUAUUAGCUCCUGAUAAGAAAUCAGCAGAUGAAAGUGUUUAGGCUGCUUCAAAACUAUUAUUAAAUACUGCCAAAUGUGUGGCUAGUUCUCCUACUCAGAAUAUUUGUAUUGCUAUAGAGACCUUGGGUGAGUAAUGCACAUGGAAUUUUAGAUCGAGUGGAUGUGAGUAUCAGUAUGUCUAAUUUAAUGAGAAAUGCUUAGAUUACAAUACUGCAGAGAAAUAAAAAACUAUUCCAGGAAUGUAGAUUUCUAUAAAUGCCAAUGUUUGUGCCAGCAUCCUCAUGAAUUAUCCUAAUAAAGACCCAACAGUGUUAACAAAGGUAGUAGAUUCACUGAGAGGGUAUUGUUAAUUUGAUGGAAAAGGGAACUGCAUUAAGUUUUUGUAAACUCCUUGUACUUCUGAAUGCUGUACAGAGUUAGUAGGAAUCAAUGCUCAUGUUUGCAGUAGAUUUACAACUGGCUAAUAUUGUUACUUCAAUGAGUACAAUAAAUGUGUAAAAUUAACUGAUGAAAUUGUUGAUACGAGUUAAAUUAAAGCGGUUAAAGAUUACUAUAAUUUCAAACAAUACAAAUGUUCAUCAAUGAAUGUAAAUACUUGUUGGAUGAUUGAUUGGUCUCCUACUUAGUAAUGUUAUUGGGAUGGACUUGUGUGUACACAGAUUAAUCUUAGUGACUAUGCAACUUUUGUUUUAAUAAAUGGUUAUAGAACAACGAAUAAAUAUGGAUGUUAGGGAAUCGAGGGAGAUAAGAAAAAAACAUAUGUCAUGAAAUACUAUAAAUAUGUUUCUGAUACUACUACUUGCAUCCCUUAUCCUGUCGUAAUUACUGCCUGUGAAACUGAAGGAAUUAACUUAAAUGUUUGUCUAGGACAAUCCCCUGAAAUUUAUUGCUAAUGGGAUAAAAUUAAUUUAUAAUGUGUCACCAUUGAUGAUGUCUACUCGUUAUACACCUGCAAUGAAUUUCAAAAUAAAAAAGCCUGCGUUGAAAAUCCUUAUGCUCCGUGUGCCUUCCUUACUUCGACUGAUAAAUGCAUAACAAGCCCUUCGGAUAUUAAUUGCGAAGACUUUAAUGUAGGUAAAGACUAUGAGGGAGCAGUAAAUGAAAAAGCCUGUUUAAACAUCACUAAAGGAGGCUAAAUUUGUCAGUAUAAUUCUACUCUAAAAUUAUGUGUAUCUGUAAGUAAGGCUGCAUAGGAUAGUUGUGAUCUACCUGGCAUUAAUUCAAUCGGAUGUUAUUAUAUUACUACUGCUAAUUGCAGAUGGGAUCCCAUAAAUCUGAAUUGCUACGAGGAAGGAGAUAAUAUUAAUAAACAAUUAUGUUUAUCACUAUUAAAUGACAAUUGUGAAUGGUCAAUAACUAAUAUGAAAUGCUCAUAAGUAGAACAGCUGGGUAUAUAUAAAAUUGAAACCUAUUAUAAUGCAUAAGCAUGUACCAACUUAACUGGGAAGGCAUAUUAUUUUACAGCUACUAAUAACAACGCCACAACCUAAUGCUAAAUACUGACUACAUUCACUAAUAAAUGCACAGACUAUAUAAUGAAUAAACAAGCUUGUCUAUUGAACACAAAAGGGUACAAGUGUUUCUUUGACCCAAAUGAAGUUCCUGAGAAAAAGUGCUAAUUUUUCAAGGAAGUAUAAUUGGUCUGUUCGUCAUUAAUUUAAAUUAACAUAGAAAUAUGCAUGAACAUUCCAACAUAAUGUUACUUUGAAGAAUCAUCCUUAAGUUGUAAGACAGCCAAAGUUUUUAAUACUGAUAAGUGUUCAACAUUAAUAGCAGUAGUGGGUAUGCAUUACAACAAAAUGGCUUGUUCAUCUAUUAGUAGAACAAUAACUGACAAAUCUUAGGAUGACACAAAGAAAAUUUGUUCUAAAUAGCCUCUCUCAAAUAAUUCUUAAUAAUGCUAUUUUGAGAAAUACUGUGCUUGGGAUGAAAAUACCUAUGGGUGUAUUUUAUAACAAAUAGCUAAGGGUACAUACACCCCCCCAGGUUAGCAAUAGAGUGAACAAUGCUCUCUUUCUCCUACAACAAUUAAUUGUUCAAAUAUUUAUUCCGAGGCUGUUUGUCUUGAAUUUGGAUCAGGUUGCUACUUUGAUAUUAGUUAAGGAGGUUGUAAUACUUAUACUUCUAAUCUAUUCAAAGUUAGGGAUUGCUCUCAAAUUAAUGGAACAGAUUGUACAAACAGUAAGACACCCAAUGCCUAUUGUAAAAAGGUGGUGAAUGCUGGUGAGUUAACAGACGGCUGCGAAUAGGAUGUAAUAAACUAGGAUUAUUGUGAAAAUGAUUAAAGUGUCGCAAGCAAAUCUUGCAGUUCCUUAGAUACUUCAACUACAGCAAGUGAUUGUGCUCAAGCCAGUGAUGCAUGCUAUCUAAAUACUAAAUGUGCUAGUCCUACAUCUUAUGAAAAUAUCACUUGUGCUAGUCCUGGAGUUAGCCAAGUAUUAUGCUUACAGUUAAAUCCACCAUGUGAAUUUUCUUCAGGCUCUUGUACUCCAAUAUCGAUCCCAACACUCAGCUCUAAUGGAUAAAACUAUUACUAUAUCUGUAAUGAAGUCAAUUUGUAAACCACAAAUAAAUCAGAAUAUAUAUGUGGUAAUAUAACUGCAGCUCCUUGCAAAUAUUCACUUAAUUCAUGUCAGAAUGCCUUUUUCGAAUUAUGUUCUGACCUUGCAGGAUUGACAGUCUCUGUUGUUACCUGUAAUCAAUGCUAAGGGUUUCCUGCUGCCUACGAUUAUACCACUAAUCAAUGUUAACAGAUUAAUAGUUUGAAAUCUAGUUGCGACCUCUUAUUAAAAGAAGCAGACUGUUAAGUUGAUCUCAAAAGCUGCUAUUGGGAUAGUUAAGUCAAAAAAUGUCAAAUUAAUUUACAUAGAUUGAACAGAUAGAGUUGUGCUUAGUUAACCACUGACAUUUUAGCAAUUUGGGACGAAACCACAAAUUUGUGUGAAAUCAAGACUGAAAAUCAAAUCUAAAGUCUUACAGACUGUUCCAUUUUAAGUAGAAAGGCUUGCAUAAUCCCUUCUUAGUCAUGCUGGAUUAAUUCAACAACCUUAUAAUGUGAAGAUGCUACCUCGAUUAUGGCCACUUGUUAAGAAAUUAAUGGUUUUAAUGCCAAAUAAUAGCACUGUCUAGUAUCAAACAAAGAACCUUGUAAAUGGAGUACAACAUGUGUAUCAGCAAACUUAGCAAGUGAUCCUUGUGAUGGAUUGAACAAAUAUGGCUGUCUCCAUAUUCAGCAGAAGUUAAAUUGUGCUUGGUCAGAUCACGAUAAAAAUUGUCGAGCCAUUGCUGUAAAUCUAGCUUUAGGAUGUAAUAAGUAUUCUGAUGGAUUUUGGCAUUAUUAUUAUCAAGUAAAUUCUUAUAUAUGUGCUUAAUUAACAGUUGGAACUUGCUAUUUAGAUACCAAUUCCAACAAAUGUACAUCAGUUGGUACUAAAAACAUAGAAUGUGCAAAUCACAAAGGUAUUAACAAGCUGGCUUGCCUUACAAGCACAAUAGAUACUUGCAAAUUUGAUUCAACUCAAUUUUAAUGCAUUCCUACUCCCAUAGACGAUUAGCAAUGUUCUGAUUUAUUAAAUACAGGAAAAUGCUGUUUAGAUAGUUUAAAUCAAGUUGCUUGUUUGUCAAUGCCCAAUGCGUACUGCAAAUUCAAUCUGAAUGUCUGUUCAACUUUCUAUGUGUUGGAUAAAAAAACUCCAACUGCAGCUACUAUUAGUUCAAAGAUACCAGGUACUUAAAAACUAUCUCCUAAUAUUUGUGAUUACUUUAAUAAUAAUAUUGUUGGAGCUUAUUUUAUCUAUGAUACAGUAAGACUUUAAUGCAUCAAUAUUGAUAAGCCUAGUCCAUCAAAAUAUUUUGCAUAGUGUCGAUCAGUUUCUAUUAGUCAAAAAGGAUGUCUAGAGAAGACAAAUGAUUAUUGUUAGUAUGAAAAUAGUUCUUGCUAAUCAAUGAGUUUAGACAUAGUAAAACUACAGAAAGAGUGUAAUUAGGCUUACAAUUGGAAAACCUGUAUUUCAAUCAAUGCAUUUUGUAAAUUUCAAGGAGGCAAGUGUGUUCCUCUUGGAUUAACUGAUACUUGUUCUAAUUUAUCUGAUGCAAUUGUGGGUCCACAAGUUUGUGCAUAAUUUCCUACACCUUGCAAAUACAAUUCAUUAACUUACUCUUGUGUUGUUGUGGUUUUAAAAACCGAAGUAUGCUCAUCCAUUGGGUUGAGUAAAUCUGGUUGUCUAGCUUAUACACCCUCAUAAUUCUGCAUUUUUGAUGCUGUUAAUUUUAGAUGCACUUCCACUUAUGAUAUUUCAAUCCCUUGUGCAGAUACGAAUACACCAAAGAAAUGGUAUAUCAAUCAAGCUAAAUGCCAAUUCAUCAAAACUGCAGGAAAUUAUUGUCAAUUCACUCCUGGAGAUCAAGGUGAAUGUUUAGAUAUUCCAAGUAAUUUAUUCACAGGAGCAUGUUUGGUACCUGAUGUUCAAACUAAUCCAAUCACCUGCAGAAGAGCAACUGAUUAGCCUUGCUUUUAUAAUGUAAUUACGAAAAAAUGUGCUAUUGGAGAUGUAAAUAUAAUCCCUUGGAGUCUUGGAUUAUCUUUUAAUAAAUUAGCUUGUGUAAAAUAUGAUCAUGCGGUGUUUAAAGUGAAGUUGAUUUGGGAUGAUGACAAAGGUUGCAUAGAAUUGACAAUAAAUGAUUUAGCAAACAUUUAGUGUUCAUCACCAGUUAAUAGACUGGCUUGUGUUUCAAUUACUAAUCCAUCUUAAUUUUGUUAAUUCAAAGCGGCCACAUUAAAAUGUGAAUCCUAUGAUUACAUAAUCCCUCCCUUAGAUAGUAAAUUAUGUGCUUAAUUGACUAAUGUGAAUAGAUUUGAAUUUUGUUAGUAUGCAAGUGAUUCUUGUGUCUAUAAUUCAUCCGAUCGUAAUUGUGUUGCAACUUAGCCUACUAUAAACAAUUCUGGAGAUUGCUUCAACAUAGGUAUGAGCAAAUUAAUGUGUGCAAAUUUUUCGAGUAAUUGCAAUUUCAAUGACGAAAGACGUUUUUGUUAUGGAGGAAGUAUCUUCUGCAAAGACAAUACUCCUACUGGUUGUAAAGAUGUUAAGACUGAGCCUUGCUGGAUUGUUAAUUCAAGUUGUAAAGGCAUAAGUUUUUAGGAUCUUAAAACUACAGAGUGCUUAAAUGCUGUCAAUUAAAUUGGUUGCACUUCCAUUUCAAAUCCUUAGAAAGUAUGUCAAUAUGAUAUCCAAACUUCAACAUGUAAUGAAAUCGUUGCACUUACUAAACCUUGUGCCUCAUAUACCUAUGUAAGCACUAGCAAAGCAUGUGAAUUUACAACUGAUACUGCUUGUAAAUUCGAUUUCUCAACUAAAUCCUGCAAAGUAGUCUCCAUCACAGAUGUAUUCGAAUGUGAUAGAGGACUGAAUUAUUUAGCCUGCUCUACCUAUACUAGACCAUCAUUGUAAUGUAAAUUUGGUAAAUACUGCUAUGGUCCAACAUCUGGCAUUUCAAAAUGCGCAGAUUCACUAAAUAAGGAAGUAUGCUUGAAUUUCAUUUAUUUUUGCACUUGGGAUUUCUCAAAUUCAUUAUGCAUUGAUUAUAAUUUAAAUGGACAAACUUGUUAACAACUCUAAGAUCAAAAGACUGUAGUGUCUAGUUAAGUUUGUUAUAAUGCAUAGGUUUAAGAUGGAAGUGCUUGUGUUUUUGAUGUAUACACAUUCACAUGUAAAAUCAUCUAACCAUAAUCAUGCUUUGAACUUGAAUCACAAAAGCAAUGCCAAUCAUAAACUGAACUACCAUGUUUAUGGCUGAAUGGUUCUUGCUAACUCUUUUAAGCAGUUUCAACUGACACUUGUUAAUAUGUUGGAAGUUUGGGAUCUAAAAAUGCUUGUCUGAGUAUUUUCAGGAAAGGACAAUUUUGUCAAUAUCACGAUUUUAAUUGUGUUACAUACAAAGAAAAUUAUGAUGCUGACAAUUGUCUUAACAACAUUAAUAAAAUAGCCUGCGUUUCUUAAUAAACCAGUUCUUGCAUAUGGAAAACAGUUCUAAAAGAGAUUUAAGAGGUCUAGAUGUUUUUGGGAACUUGUGAAAAGUUAGAAAAUCCAACCAAUUAUGAUUGCGACAGUGCCCUUAGUUAUAAAUCAUGCUUAUCAAUUUCGAAAUAUGGUCAACACUGCAGAUGGAUCAAAGGAGAAUGUUAAAGGAUUGAAUAGCAAUCAGGAGUUGUUAUCAAUUAUAACACCUAUUAAUUGAUUAAUUAAAAUGCUUGUGGACUCGUUAAUCAGGAUAAAGUUCGAUAUUAAGAGUAAACGAAAUCAUGUUAGUUGAUAAAAGACAAUGAAACAGUUACAUGCAAAUGUGGCAAGGAAACAAAAGGAUUAAAUAAGGAGGCUUGUUUGAGUAUUGUGUAUGAGAAUUGCAAAUGGAUUCCUACUCAAUCAAGAUGUGCAGAGUAUUAGAGUUUAUGUGAUAUUAAAUGA